GCCCCGCUCCCGGCCCGGCCCGGCCCGGCCAUGCGGCCGCUGCUCCUCCUCCUCCUCCUCCUGCCCCUCGGCCGCGCCGCCGCCCCCGGCACGGCCAACAGCACGGAGGCGCCUCGGGCGGCCUCUGGGAACGGGACGCGGCCGUCGCCGGAGACGCGGCGCCCGCCCGGGCCGGGGCUGCUGGCGGGGUCGGGGCUGCCGGUGCUGAGGCGGGCGGUGUAUGUGCUGAGCGCGCUGUCGGCGCUGGCCGCGCUCUACUUCGUGCUGCGGGCGGUCCGGUUGAAGAAGCCCCAGAAGAAGUACGGGCUGCUCUCCAGCCACGACGAGAACAUCGAGCUGGGCUCCCUCGACAGCGACGAGGACACCGUGUUCGAGACGCGGAACCUGCGGCGGUGAGGGAGGCUUUGAUGACUCGGGACCAGCGGCGCCACCUGCCCAGACUGACAGAGGGUCCAAGCCCAGUGGAAUCUCCAGUGCUCAAGUUUCAUAUCUGCUUACAGUGACUCUUAAUUAACAGUUCCAACCUUCCAUAGCUGGGGCAGGGGAAAGGGGACCAAACCUGUUUACUUCACGUGCAUUUUUGGGGACGUUUCUGGGGAAAGGCGGAGCUGAGGUGCGUUGGGAGCUGCUCAGUGCAUGGGGAGAUGCUGAGGUGAUGCUCCUGGAGGAUGCUCAGCAGGUGAAAUCCGAGCUCUGGGCUGUGCCCGGGGUGUUGGUGUUUCAGGGUACUCAUAUCUCCCUGUCUCAGCCCUGGGGGUCAGCUGGAAGCAUCAGAUGAGGGGAUUCCUUUUCCAGGCUGAUCCUCUUUCCUUCAUGCAAUAUCAGGUUACUUCUUUGGGAAGUGAAUCUGUAAUGAGCUCCAGCCCAGGAGGAGCUGGGAGAGCUCUGGGUGUCUGUAAGGAAACGGGGUGGGGGGGUGAUAGUUCAGACAGAACAGCUUUGGGAAUGAGUUAAACGGGUUCAGUUUUGCAGGAUUAGCAGUUACACAGAUAAUCCGGGUCAUUCUUGGGUUUACAGACACGUUUACAGAUGAGAGGGGCCACAACCCAGAGGGAUAUUUCUCCAGAGGAGCCACAUCCGUGUGGUCUGUGGGGCUGGGAGUGCCUGGACUGCUCUGCCCAGCCCCAGUCGUGUGCUCACCAGGGUGACACCAGGGACACGUGGGUGACAUCUGCCAGGGUCUGGACACUGAGACACCUGGGGUGAGGUGGUGCACCUGAACUGCAGGUGUGAGGAGUGUCCUGGAGCAGCUGAUGACUGGAAAAAGGGGACCCUGACCCCUGUUGACUGUGAUUCAGGACAGCCCUGAACUGUGAGUUGUCUCCUCUCAAGGGUACUGGAGUUUCACUCCAUUGCUGGUACUCAGCUGGGACCUUUCCUGCAGCCCGUUGUGUGGAUAAUUUGGGAUCUGAUUGUGUAGGACCGAAGGUGAAUGUGUCAGGAGGUCGUUGUCGGGUGGAUCUGCUGCUAAAACAGUGGAAACUGCUUGCCAGGUGCUCCUGUCCUUGGAAACUGUCAGUGCAUCCUUAAAUCCCAUUUCCACCCAGGCUGGCAGUGCCUUUGUUUGGAGCAGCCAGGGGAGUUGCCCUGCGGGCAGGGAGGUCCCUGAGUCACCUUUAAGGUGAACACUGAGAAUGUCUUUGGAAUGUCUUUGGCUCCUUUCCUUUGGUUUGCACAUCCCAUGUGGAUUGGGGGGCACAGCUGACACUGCAGGAGGGGACAGGGAAGCGUUGGGGUCUGGCUGGUGCUCUGGGCUCCCCUGAGGCGGAGGAUGGAGUGCUGGGAUCCUGCUGGGAUCCUCUGUGAGGGGCUGUGUUUCCCCAGGCAGGGCAGGGGAGGUUUCCUGGAGAAAUCCCACCCCCACGGCAGCUCUGUCUCGCACGCGCCCAAAAGAUUUUAAAAUACACAGAUCCGUGUUUUUAAUCACGCUGCCGUGUGCUCCCAGCGCUUGGAUGGGCCCUGCUUUCCUGUCACACCCGAUCCAGGUGCUCCCUGCUCAUGGAGCUGCUGCAGAUGGAAACAGGCAGAGGUUCCGUGUGGGAAUGGGAUGGCUCAGUCCGGCUGCCGCCUCCCUGUGAUCCAUGGUCAGGGAUCCAUUGAUCCUGCAGGGCUGCACGUGCUGGUGACUUCCCUGGCUCUUCAGUUCCUCUGGAAAGUUGUUCCUUGUGCUGUUGAACCCAAAUGAGCCCCACUGUCCCAGUCCACUGCAACCCACGCAUUCCUUGGCCUUCCUUUACCUGAAGUGAUUAAACCUGAGCAUUCCUUGGACUCCUCUCUUGCUGGACAGGUGGGGUCUGCAGUUCUCAAGUUUCCUCACCUCGCAGGAGCGGAGGAUUUGUUUAUUGUUAAAUGGUUUGGGUCAGAGGGAACCUCAGGCUGGACCUCCGAACAGUCACUGUUGUUUAAGCCAAAGCUGAAUUUCUGAAGUUUACACGAUCCCUCUGCUCUGGGAGGCUCUGUGGGUGCUCUGCUGUGGGUGUCGACCUGCCCAGCCCACCUGGGCCCUCUAGGGGUUGAUGGGAUCAAUGGGGAGCAGAGUGAGCUCGGCUCUGUCGCUCACCACGUGCUCCUGUUGUGUUCCCGUGCCUGGAAUGGGAUCUGCGGCACCGGGAGGUGCUGGGAGAGGGGCCUGUGGCAGGAUGGGUGCUGUGGAGUCAAUAAACAGCCCUUGAGCAUGGUGUUGUCUGAGCUCCACGAGGAGCAGCUCCUGUUUCACCCUCCUGAGGAGUCACUGAUUUAUCUUUAAACACCACCUGUCAUUGCAGCAUUCCCUCCCUUGUACCUGGAACAAGUGGAAUAAAGCAUUCCAGCCCACCCCUCCCUCCGUGCCUGUGGGGUGGGGCUGCUGUGGUGGGCUCAUGGA
This is a messenger RNA of Myiozetetes cayanensis, 2863 nucleotides long. It is a transcript of the gene FAM174C, whose product is annotated as family with sequence similarity 174 member C. NCBI's taxonomy places the organism in Eukaryota, Metazoa, Chordata, Aves, Passeriformes, Tyrannidae. The transcript has 3 exons. Gene Ontology annotation, cellular component: extracellular region. The record is from RefSeq and is a predicted model, not a curated record. The coding region runs from base 31 to 396 and encodes 121 amino acids.